UUUCAUUACCGUUCUAACUUUCAUUGCCUUACAUACUUCAUGCCAUGCUUGUUGAUUCAUCCACGCCAACUCUGUGAUUGGCUGAGAGUGUGAGAAAGUGCAGAGGCCCACAUUGAUAUGGAGAUGUGGGACUAUAAAUAGGAGGGUGCUGACAUGGUGGACACACAUGCAGCCAUGGCACCUCCAAGCACUGCAGCAUCUCAGCAGCAUGUGACCCUCACACACAAGCUCAGAAAGCCUCUGGUGGAGAAGUUACGGCGAGAGCGGAUCAACGGCAGCAUCCAGCAGCUCAAGUCUCUGCUGGCUCCGGAGUUCCUCACGCGGCAGCCCGACUCCAAGCUGGAGAAGGCCGACAUCCUGGAGAUGACCGUUUGCCUCCUGAGGCGGCUGAAGUCCUCGGACGGCGCCGCCUUUCACGGGGGUUACUCCAGGUGCGCCAGGGAGGUGGCGCACUUCCUGUCGGAGGAGAGGGCCAGGACGCACAUCCUGCGGCUGGGGUCUUCCUGCGAGGAGGAGCCCAGAAAGGAGGACUCGUCUCCUCGGAGCGUCACCAAGGAGGAGAGCUCGGGCCCCUGGAGGCCUUGGUAGACCCUCAGGACGUCGCCUUUUGUGAAGGCUUACUCUCGCUGUGUAAAGACAGGUGUUCCCCAUGGGAAUGCACGCCGAUAUUUCCUCCAUCAUGUGUGGUGAAUUUGUUGUGUUUCUCCACUUAGGAGCACUUUUCACACAUGUUGAACAUGUUUCCGUCAUUUUGACAAGCUAAUCUGCAUUUUAGCCAGAUGUUGAAAUGUGCUGCCUCUGUGAGUGCCGGCACAGGUCCUCAAAUGAAUGUACUCCUCUCAAACCAAGGCCUUGGCAAUAAAACAAUCAUGAAAAAACAA
Messenger RNA from Nerophis ophidion (straightnose pipefish), 881 nucleotides. Its product is annotated as transcription factor HES-5-like. The coding region runs from base 154 to 588 and encodes 144 amino acids. The record is from RefSeq and is a predicted model, not a curated record. Lineage: Eukaryota; Metazoa; Chordata; Actinopteri; Syngnathiformes; Syngnathidae. Gene Ontology annotation, biological process: anterior/posterior pattern specification; regulation of neurogenesis; regulation of transcription by RNA polymerase II. Gene Ontology annotation, molecular function: RNA polymerase II cis-regulatory region sequence-specific DNA binding; DNA-binding transcription factor activity, RNA polymerase II-specific; protein dimerization activity. Gene Ontology annotation, cellular component: nucleus. The transcript is spliced from 3 exons.